Molecule: messenger RNA, 675 nt
Organism: Haliotis rufescens (red abalone)
Lineage: Eukaryota; Metazoa; Mollusca; Gastropoda; Lepetellida; Haliotidae
Exons: 4
Coding region: 1-675 (224 amino acids)
Source: RefSeq, a predicted model, not a curated record
AUGCUGAGUAAGGCGACAAAUGGCACAAUAUCAUCCUUGUAUGACAAGUAUCCAUGCUUCAGAGAUGGAUCUUAUGUGCUGUAUGAAUUCGGACUUAUGUUCGGAAAUGAAAGGGCAAAAUUGGCUGCAACAAACCUAAAAAAUCUUGUUUUGGCUUGCGAAGGCAUGAGCAGCUUUGAACACAUCUCUGGGGAGACUAGUGAUGCAUUGAAGAUGAUCAAUGUCAUCAACUUCAUAGAACGCAGCACACGGAGGCAUCAAGGGGGGAUAGGAAAACGAAACAUGGGGUCAAUUGUACAAAUAAAGAAGGACGUUGCACAGUCUGACAUCAUGCCUGCCCUGAAGACGAAAGUGUUGGAAUCCCCCCGAAUAGUUAUAUUUAUGGAUGGUGACAAAGUCCAAGGAAUAUUUUUGGUUGGAGAUACGGUAUACACAGAGGUGAAGAAGGAGGGCGGUGUGCUGGCGGCAGUUAUCAAAUUGAUCGCCAUGUACUACAUCUUUGACAUGGAAUUCCCAAAGGCAUAUGCGAUGGUUAUGGCCGUGUUCCAAACCAUCGUACUCCAGGAGGUUUACAAACGCGAAACAUCGGCCAAAUACAAACACUUUAUGAAAGACCUGAAAUUUCAGCUAGCUGAAGUUGCUCACCGCGAGGGCCAGGAAGAAAGUGAGAAAUAA